ACUUUCCAAUGCUGGGUGUUUUUCAAAGCCAACCAGAGGUUUCUAAUCAUAGAAUACCAAUGGAUUUCUCCCCUUACCUGCUGUCAUCAAGUCCACCCACAUCAUCAGGCUUUGAACUCAUGGGCUACUCAACUCACUGCUCCAAUGGUCACAUCGGAUUCAGCCCAUCCUCCUUUCACACUGGAGACUGUCCUGAUCUGCAUUUUCAGGAUACUAAAUCACCAGACAGAAAUGCCAACUUAAAUAAACGGAGAAAUGGACCGUUGAAAUCUAUCAUUAUUAAAUCGGAAACUUCCAGUGAAUCAGAAGGAGAUUGUUCCUGUCCUGAAAGUCCCCACUCACCCGGAAGAAUUGCAAAAAAGGUGUCAUUUGCUGAUCAUAAAGGUCUUGCACUAGCUCAGGUGCGCUUGGUAAAAGAAGGGUCUGAUGAACCCCCUCAUUUGAAUCCAGAAAUAUUGUCAUCAUUGACCGAAGGUGCAAAUGCAGACAUCACUUGCAAACCUCCCAUUAAGUUAUGCUUCUCUCAGCCAGCGUCAGAUUACCUUGCCUUUAGGGACAAAGUCAGCAAGAAUUUAGUUGCACUAGAAAAUGUCAUUUUAAAAGAUUAUACAGUUGAAGGCACCAUCAAGGUUAAAAAUAUUACAUUUGAAAAGCAGGUGUUUGUGCGAAUUUCUUGGGAUGAGUGGAAAACAUUCGAAGACAUCAGCGCCACCUACAUUCCAGGUCCUGGGUCAAGCUACACAGAUUCUUUCGACACUUUCUCCUUUAAGAUUGACAUCCCACCAAAUUUUGAUGUCUCAAAGAAAAUCCAGUUUGCCGUGUGUUUCAAGGAAAAUGGCAUUGAACACUGGGACAGCAAUGGGGGCAAAAAUUAUUGCAUAGUAUCUGAGAAUUAUGGUUACAAUGAGCCAUCGUCUAAAGUAUCUACAAAGAGCUCAGACUGGAUUUCAGACACAUUUGUUGAGGGGUGGAAAGACUUCUCAGAGUCCCAAGAGGAAGAGUCAUCAACUCCGUACUACUGA
Molecule: messenger RNA, 1022 nt
Organism: Candidula unifasciata
Lineage: Eukaryota; Metazoa; Mollusca; Gastropoda; Stylommatophora; Geomitridae
Source: the annotation of a GenBank genome assembly